Molecule: messenger RNA, 2041 nt
Organism: Aspergillus nidulans FGSC A4
Lineage: Eukaryota; Fungi; Ascomycota; Eurotiomycetes; Eurotiales; Aspergillaceae
Exons: 8
Coding region: 1-1572 (523 amino acids)
Cellular component (GO): membrane
Source: RefSeq, a predicted model, not a curated record
AUGUUUCUCAAUCGUAUCGCCCGAUUCUACCGGUCAUGUCUGUUUCAGAUAAUUAUCGUUGGGCUGGUCGCGUUUUGCGAGCCUGGAAUCUGGACUGCCUUGAAUAAUCUGGGAGCGGGAGGGAACGCGAGCCCUUUUUUAAACAAUGCAGCAAAUGCACUGACGUAUGGGCUGAUGUCGGUGGGCUGCUUUCUUGCUGGAGGUGUGAGCAAUAAGAUCACCGCGAAAUGGACAUUGUUCAUCGGCGCCGCGUUCUAUACACCAUACGCGGCUGGCCUCUACUGCCACAAUCGCUACGGAAACGAGUGGUUUCUUCUGCUUGGCGCCUCUCUCUGUGGAAUUGGCGCAUCCUUACUGUGGGCGAGCGAGGCCGCCAUUGCGGUUGGAUACCCAGAGGAGGAUAAAAGGGGGCGCUACGUUGCCAUCUGGAUGGGUAUCCGGCAAAUGGGGCCGCUCGUUGGCGGUGCGAUAUCGCUUGCACUCAAUGUAAACACAGCACAUGUGGGCAAAGUCACCUAUACCACCUACCUUGGGCUGGUGGCUAUCUCGUCCCUGGGUGCCCCGUUCGCGCUGCUCCUUUCCCAACCGCAAGAGGUUUUCCGAAGUGAUGGCACCAAGAUUCCGUACAUGAAGAAGACAAGCCUGGCCAUUGAGGCCCGUGCCAUUUGGAAACAGCUUCGGAAUAAAUAUAUGCUGUUGCUCAUCCCCGUAUUCCUUGCAGGCCAGUUUGGAGCGACAUAUCAAGGAAACUACCUAACCUCCCAUCUGACCACAGGAACCAUCCUGGACCUUAAGUACUUCUCGCGCGAAACUCGAUCCAAGGCCGUCUACAUCAUCGUCCUGGUCUUCGUGACCGCGUCGUGGACUUGGAAUGCAGUGAUGCAAACGAAACUCUCCCGCAUGGCUGAGCCACCCGCUUUCGACCUAGGUGACGGCCCGUUCUUCAACUCAGCAUUCACAGUCUAUAUGUUCUUCCGGUUCUUCUACGAGGUGCUCCAAACAUACAUCUACUGGCUGAUGGCUGAGAUCAAGGGUGCCCAGGCCGACGGCGAUGUUGCCAGAACAACUGGUAUUCUCAGAUCUUGGGAGUCGAUUGGCAGCACGAUUGCCUAUGCCGUCGGCGCAACCCACUGGCCCAACCUGAACCAGAUGAUCCUCGGCUUCGCACUGUGGGGGUUCACUAUCCCGUUCACCCUUCUAGCGGUCUUUGGAAGCUGGAAUCAAUCUCAAAUCGCGGAGGCGGACGGGGAAUCGAGCGGAGAUGACUUUGAGACGCAGAGGAGACGAAAUACGCGUCAUUGGCUCCAGAGGAUAAUCUUAUGGGGCAUCCGCUUAGUCAAGGCUUUACCCCGCGGCGGGAAUGGAUCGGGCAGUACUCAACAAGGCAGAAUUGAAAUGGCAGAAUUCCCUCCAUUCAGUCUCCAGCCGCUCGCCCAGGAGGUCGUCGAACUCCUCAAGGCAAGGAGAGAGACCGUCUCAGUUGCCGAGACGGCGGCCGGGGGCCUGAUAUCGGCAUGUCUUCUCUCUGUUCCAGGGGCAUCGGCCGUCUAUAAAGGCGGGCUGACUGUAUGAUACUCAACCGACCCUCUAAUCGCUAGUUGACGCGUCCAUACUAAACCUGCGGAGGUCUACACCCUGGAAUCACGCCUUGCAUUUGCCGGCUGGACGCAAGCAGACCGAGACAAGUACACGGGUCCCACGACUGAGAUAGUCGGCCAGAUGGCUGGCCAUACUCGUCGCACUUUGGAAUCCACUUAUGCAGUAAGCGAGAGCGGCACGGCUGGACCGACGGGAGGGACUACGAGGAACCGGACUCCUGGCUAUGUGGCGGUGGCCGUGUCGACGGCGAAUGGGGACCAGACGCGGGAGGUUGAGACGGGGAGCAGUGAUCGGGCGCAGAACAUGGUGGCGUUCGCAAGAGAGUCGUUGCAGUUGCUGAAGGAGGUGAUAUCACAGUCUGUAACGCCUGUCCUCUAGGAUUCAUAGUGUCCAAGUAGAUAAUAGGUAGAUUACGCAAUCAUACGUUCCCCUAUUGACCUUA